Acanthopagrus latus (yellowfin seabream) is the source of this 4155-nucleotide messenger RNA. RefSeq names its product lengsin, lens protein with glutamine synthetase domain (gene lgsn). Gene Ontology annotation, cellular component: cytoplasm; membrane. The transcript has 4 exons. The record is from RefSeq and is a predicted model, not a curated record. The coding region runs from base 2105 to 4126 and encodes 673 amino acids. NCBI's taxonomy places the organism in Eukaryota, Metazoa, Chordata, Actinopteri, Spariformes, Sparidae. Gene Ontology annotation, biological process: lens morphogenesis in camera-type eye. Gene Ontology annotation, molecular function: glutamine synthetase activity.
GACACAGACGGGGGCAGGGAGGGAGAAGAAGAUGCUUUGAAAAACAGAUCUUUAAAAAAGAGACCACACAGAGGGCUUCUGUUGAGAUUCAGAGUGUUAAACACACUCAGGAUACACUUUGUUCUGGCACUGAAACAUGACAUAACUUCCACUGGUGCUGUGCUCUGCCUGCGUCUUGUUUCCGUGGAUAAAAGACUGAAUUCUUUAAAUGUUACACAAGGACAAUUUUGAGAACAUACUGAUAGUGACUGGUGUAAGAAAAGUUAUUGUGCGGAUUUAUUAGUUAACUGACUACAAGAAUAUUCAAGUGAGAGCUCCGACUAAUGAGUGUAUGUCAGGAAAUUCACAAGAAAAUGUUUUUCACAAGUCCCCAAAGUCCAUGAUGACAUUUUCAAAUGUCUAAUUUUAUCCCAAAACACAGAUAUUCACUUGACUAUUAUAGAUGAGUGAGAAAAACAGAAAUGAUUUGUAUUUGAGAACCUUGAACAAGUCAAUUUUUCACAGUUUAGCUUUAAAAAAUUGCAAUAACACGCUGUAUUUAAUUUGUGGCCUGUGGGCCGAAUGUGGCCAUUUAACAACCUCAUUCCAGCCUAUUUAUAAUUUAUUAGUCAGCUAAUUAACCCUUUCAUUAGCCGUGUCUGUUGCCAAUCACAAAAAUACUGUUUAAGUUAAGCCUGAGGUCUAACGUCUUAUAACUUGUGAUGGAUGUUACUGUCAUUACUUUUAAUUAACUAAGAGAAACAAAGUAUAGAUUGAUCAAUAACCUCAAACAAUCAUUUAGUCGGAGCCGUACUCGUCAUGUAAAUGUUUUGAGAAUUAAAAUCUCUAGCGAACAGUGAAAAUAAAUUGAUCUGUUGACAUUUCUGUAUUGUCCCACAGUUGCAUCAUUCGAGUCAUGUGAAUACCAACACUGAUACUCAAACUCUACCUCCAGUAAAACAGGAACCUAACUACUCUUCAGACUCAAAGAUGAACUGAUCGAUCAAUUAAACAGGCACACAGACCGAACACAGAUCAGACGUCACUUCAAGCACGAGACCGGUUCUGAGACAAAUCCAGCCUGGUAUAAAACAUACCACCAGAAUAAUAAACUCUGGGUAUAUAUUUCCAUUUAAAUUCAUACCCAUUUCUUUUACCAAUCAAACUCCUGUAUGUACUUCUUCUAAUUUCUCCAUCUAAACGUGUUUUCUUCCAUCAAAAAAGAACCAAAGCUCUAACAACCAGGAAGAUCUUGAGUGGAUAAUAUACAGCAAUAAAAUUUAACCUCCCUGAACUUGUUUACUAAGAUUGAGGUGUUAUAAAAGGAUCCAAUCAGUGGCAGGUUGUGGGUUUGACUCCCAUAUUGAACAGGUACAGAUAGAAAUGUGGUUUAAGGAGAAAUCUCUGGGGAAAAACUGUGAGCUUCAAAUAAAUAAAAGAGUACUAAUGUUAAAAAAAAAAAAAUGUACCUGUUAUAUAAAGCCACACCGCAGCACCAUGUCAUGUCUUAUCUAAUGGCUGCUGGUGUGCAAUAGGAAGGAUGUGUCAUUUCUGACAUGUAGGUCAUAUCAGAGCUCUCCAUGAGGCCUUCAGCUGGGCUUUAAACACACUGUUGUCAUCACCACCACCAACCUGACUCACAAACGCUUUUACCCUUUACACUCCUAAGAAGGGUGUUAAUACCUGAAGGCUUUACUCGCUGCAAAAAGGUUUCUCUGCAGCUUAUGCUCUAAAUACAAAAAAAUAAAAAAUAAUAAACCCCAAGCUGUUCAAGUAUGCUUUGUUAAUCCGGUAUUUUCCGGCUGGAAAAAACAGGCACACACACACACAAAAAAAACAAAAAAACAGUGGAGCAGUGAACAAAAUGGAGCGAUUAAAUGUCUAAGAUGGAGGUGAUGUGAGAAGACAGGACGAGGUGAGGAAGCGUUGGAAGUGUUGUUGUCGGAGCAGAGGAUGUUACAGAGCUGUGAAGUGUCCUUUGUGUGAGGAGGACACACUGGGCGCCAUCAUCCUACGGUAGCAGAGGCCUGCGAGCUCCCGUCAGGAGCCGAGGUGGACCAUCUUCGAGCCGGGGAGCGUUCAGGAGGGUCAGAGUCGAAGCAAAGACCAAAUUGAUGGCACAGGGAUGAGCCUGGGCAACAGGAAGGGAGUGAGGGUGACUGGGAAGUAUGCACCUCCGGUGGACUGGAGCAGCAGAGGGGCAGGUCCAUCCAUCGUCCACCCUCCCACCAGCAUCCCUUUACCUCCAGACACCCCGACUGUGAUCUCCAUCAGCCCUCUGCCUCACAGGCCCCCAGAACGAGCUGAUGAUCCCAGGAUGGAUGAACCCGCCGUUGGGGAGGACUGGACCAAAGAGGUGUCUCCACAAACCCGGGUGACCUACGGCGAGAUGGGCGUCCCCCGGCAGACCAUGGAGGAGCUGAAGACCAUCCUGAGAGACAGUCCUCUGCUCAGCAUCCGAGGAAGAGAUGUUGGGAAGCCAGGGAGUCCUUAUACGUACCUCCACGGAAGCAGCAGCAGCAGCAGUGGUGGUGGUGGGGGUGGAAAACCCGAUGGACGGCAGGAUGAUGGAAACCCCAACAGGGCGUUCAGCACCUUCAAACCCCACUCUGACGCUUCCAGAAGGGGGGCCAGCUCCAGAGAUAGUACAUCUAUUCAGCUGCCUUCCAGCAUGGAUUCAUCCAGCUCAUUCAGGUCUGAUGCCAACACAAAUAGGCAGCCUGGAGUCAGGGCACACACAUACGCAAGCGGUGGCUGCUCGGGAGAGACUGGAGCUUCUAAUACAGAUAACGGAAACGACACCGUCGAGAACUUUGGGAACGUGAAGUUCAUUUCAGCCAUGGAGCAGAUCAAACAGCAGAUCGCCAGAGAAAACAUCAACUUCGUUCGCUUUGAAGCCACCGACCUCCACGGGGUGUCCAGGUCCAAGACAGUGCCUGUCCGCUUCUUUCAUGAGAAAGCGGUCUAUGGGGUACCGAUGCCGAGAAGCUACUUGGAGCUGACCCUGAGCCCAAAGAGCAACGAGGUGGACAAUGCCAGCACUGCCAACUUCAGCAGUGAUGUCCUUCUGAUCCCGGAUCUUUCGACCUUUAAGGUCUUACCCUGGGCCGAGCAGACAGCCCGGGUCAUCUGCGACCCCUGCACUGUGACAGGAAGCCCCCUUCGCACGUCACCUCGCCUCAUCGCCAAGCAGCUGCUCGGCCAGCUCCAGACCAUGGGAUUCUCCAUGUUCUCAUCCUUCACCUACGAAUGCUGCGUCCUCGGAGCGCCAGACCGGAUCGGACCAAAGACACUAAUGUUCCCGGCCACCACCCUGCUCAGUAACCAUGACCUGCCUUUCUUCCAGCAGCUGGUGGACAGUAUGUACUGCAUGGGCGCAGACAUAGACAGCAUCUCCUCUGCAAGUGGCCCAGGCCAGAUGGAGAUCAACCUGAGGCCAGAGUUUGGGAUUGCAGCUGCAGAUACCGCCUUCACCUUCCGCACUGGCAUCAAAGAGAUGGCUCGUAAACACAGCUACAUUGCUAGCUUCUUCACGGACGACGGCCUGUACAAUGCUGGGGUGCUCUCUCACAGUUUGUGGGAUGCUAACGGCCGUCGUAGCCUCUUCCACAGCGGGGAGAAGGCGGGCGAGCUCUCUGAGAUCGGCAGGAAAUGGCUGGCCGGACUCCUCACCCACUCUGCUGCCCUGAGCUGCCUGAUGUCGCCUGGUCUGGGCUGCCGGAGCCACAUCGCCAAGACGAUCAAAGACCCCAAACGAAUGCUGUGUGCCACCUGCGGAUGCAAUGAUAACAGUAGCUCCUUCAAUAUCAAGUGUCACGGCGGGAGGGAGACACACAUCGACAACAAGUUGGGCUCAGCUAUGGCCAACCCUUACAUCGUCCUGGCUGCCACUGCGGCCGCAGGACUGGACGGCAUCAGACGAAACCUCAACAUCGACGGCAGUCUGAACAAAGCCCCCAGUCAGCAGAAGGAGUUCGCCAUUCCUGUGAAGCUCGACGACGCCCUGGAGGCCCUGGGGGACGAUCACGUCAUCCGCAAUGCCCUCGGAGAGCCGUUUGUUCAGUAUUUCAUUGCCAUGAAAAAGUUUGAGAUUGAGACCCAAGAACUGGAUGAUGAGAGGAACAAGUGCCUGGAGUAUUUCAUCUAGAAAUCCUCUUGUUUUUAUAAUAUGAGAAA